Haliaeetus leucocephalus (bald eagle) is the source of this 2101-nucleotide messenger RNA. It is a transcript of the gene DCTN5, whose product is annotated as dynactin 5 (p25). The coding region runs from base 58 to 621 and encodes 187 amino acids. The record is from RefSeq and is a predicted model, not a curated record. NCBI's taxonomy places the organism in Eukaryota, Metazoa, Chordata, Aves, Accipitriformes, Accipitridae. The transcript is spliced from 7 exons.
GGGAAGUGACGUGUCGGAAGUCGGGAGUGGCUGUGCGGAAGCGGCGUCGCCGCCGCCAUGGAGCUGAGCGAGAUGCUCUACAACAAGUCCGAGUACAUCGAGACGGCGUCCGGCAAUAAGGUGAGCCGACAGUCCGUGCUGUGCGGCAGCCAGAACAUCGUUCUCAAUGGCAAGACAAUAGUUAUGAAUGACUGCAUCAUCCGUGGUGACCUGGCAAACGUGCGGGUUGGACGACAUUGCGUGGUGAAAAGCCGCAGUGUCAUUAGACCACCCUUCAAGAAGUUUAGUAAAGGGGUGGCUUUUUUCCCACUCCACAUCGGUGAUCACGUCUUCAUAGAAGAGGACUGUGUUGUCAAUGCAGCCCAGAUUGGCUCCUAUGUCCACAUAGGCAAGAACUGUGUUAUUGGUCGUAGAUGCGUUUUGAAAGACUGCUGCAAAAUCUUGGACAACACAGUACUACCUCCUGAAACGGUAGUCCCACCUUUCACAGUCUUCUCGGGCUGCCCAGGACUCUUCUCUGGGGAACUCCCAGAAUGUACCCAGGAACUCAUGAUUGACGUUACAAAGAGCUAUUACCAGAAGUUCUUGCCACUCACUCAGGUGGCCUCUGCCAGGGUCUAAAACCAAGUCACCACUGAAGAUCUCAAACACCCAGCACUGUUAAUAUUCCUUAGAUUUGGCCACUUUAUCCUCCUGUCCUCUGAAGCAUCCCUCUGACCUGGGCUCACCUCUACGCCUCUGCCAGCUCUGCAAAGAUGGAGCGUCAGUAGGUUGCAGCGUGCUACUACAGCCCCGGGGAAUUACGCGUUUCUGAUGGUGACAUUCAGCCUAGUGCAGUGCAAUAAAACGUGACUUCCAAGGGAGGGCUUUGCUGCGUAGCCAAAGCGGAGCUGCAGGUGCGUGGGGAAGCGUGCCCCUCAGAGAGGGAAACCCCUUCUUUCAGGAAUCUUGUACAAACAGUGAUCACUUCAAACACUGAGUCGCUGUAUUGCUUCAUUGAUCCUAUGUGCUUUACUCCAGUUUGCUCUGAACCAAGGUUGGCGGGCUGUGCUGCUUUUAUUGCAGGGCAGUGGGAGUCCUGGGAUAUGUACUCCUGCUCUUUCACCCCCUGUCCACUGUCGGCUGCGAGAGGCGCUGAUGCCAAUGGCUCUUUGGAGUCGCAGCUGGUCAGUGUAAGGAAUGGCAAAGAGCUGCUGCCUGUGAGGGUCUGUGCGGGGACAAAGUCACUGAGUGGAGGCCAUGUCUGCUUUGCAUGGAGCAGGAUUUCCUGAGAAUUUCCUGAGAUUCCUGGGGGAAUAACAGCUUAACUGUUGGCUGCAGUGAUCUGCGGGGCUCAUGGCUUGGUCCCAUCUGCUGGACUCCCCGAGCCACCUUGGGGCAGUCAGUGGCUUGUGUCAGUAGUUAAAGGCUAGCUGGGCGUCAUCUGCAGCGCCCAUGGGUCCGGCACGUUGCAAAAGCACGCAGGACCAUCUAUUCUUCAUUAGCCAGGGCUGAAAGAAACAGCUUUCACUGACGGGGAAGGGGAGCCAUGCAAGGGAAAGUCGCUGGUUUCAGCAGGGUGGGACUGUGUGAGCCUGGAGGGAGAAAGCAGGCUUGCGGGCUGAGGUGCUAUAGCUGUGUUUUUGUGCAGUUUUUGGUUGUUUUUCCUUGGCGUUCUGUUCUGCGCCAGCAGGCAGCAAGACCAGGUGAAGGGCUGAGAAGCUCCGAUGCGGUUACCUCUCUUGGCCCGUGGUGUCUGAACACGGGAGCAGCUCAGGGGGCCCCGGGGCUGUCGUGGGGUCAGCGGGAGAGCUGGUUAACGAGGUCGGGCACAGCCACGCUCAACCGGCAAAGGUCACCCGAGGUGACACGGAGCCACCCGGAGUGGGUGGGAUUCCACGGAAUAAACGCUGGGCGAAGGACUGGGUUCUGGGGUACAUGUGGCGAGCCAUAGACGCUGCCAGCGCCCGAGGUUGGGAUGCGCGGCAGCCAGCGCAAGAGGAGAAGGCCCCAACUCCGACUCCCGGUUCCCCCCCACAAAAAUCCACCUCCUGUCCCGUGCUCGGGAACGCUGCCCACCCACCCACGCACCCCCGUGGGCGCGGAGAAACGGGUGCAAGCA